Molecule: messenger RNA, 1991 nt
Organism: Scomber japonicus (chub mackerel)
Lineage: Eukaryota; Metazoa; Chordata; Actinopteri; Scombriformes; Scombridae
Gene: timm44
Product: translocase of inner mitochondrial membrane 44 homolog (yeast)
Exons: 12
Coding region: 17-1351 (444 amino acids)
Biological process (GO): protein import into mitochondrial matrix
Cellular component (GO): mitochondrial inner membrane
Molecular function (GO): protein-folding chaperone binding
Source: RefSeq, a predicted model, not a curated record
AUGUAUAAGAAGAGGCAUGGUGGCGUUGCCUUCUUCCUACAUGCUGCUGCACAACAGACCAAAUGUCUUCAGGAUAUGGGGGUUCCUUACAAGCUCUUCACAGGUGCCUCAGGCAUCCCUUCUACAGGUGAGGUAUUCAUCAGGGGAGAGAGGCGGUGGCAGAAAAGGUUUCUUGGGGGAGUUUCUGGACAAUCUGAAGACGGAGCUAAACAAGAACAAGGAAAUGAAAGACAACAUCAAGAAGUUCCGGGAGGAGGCCAAAAAACUUGAGGAGUCAGAAGCAUUGAAACAAGCUCGAAGGAAAUAUAAAACAAUUGAGUCUGAAACAGUGAAGACCUCAGAGGUUCUCAAGAAGAAGUUAGGGAACCUCUCAGAGACAGUCAAAGAGGGUAUAGAGGAGGUAAGUCGUACAGAUUUUGGUAAGAAAAUCAAGGAGGGAAUGGAGGAGGCAGCCAGAACAGCUAAAACCUCAGCAGAGAGCGUCUCAAAGAGUGGAGAGAAGUUUGGGAAGACUGGUGCAUUCAAAGCAAUAUCACAGGGCAUGGAGAGUGUAAAGAAAGAGAUAGAUGACCUGGGCCACACUGGACCAUACAGACCUCCGGCCAGACUAAGGAAGAGGAGUGAGUUCUCCUCCAAAGGGGGAGCGGAUGACAACAAAGUCUUCGAAGCCAAUGAGGAAGCUAUGGGUGUGGUGCUCCACAAAGACUCAAAAUGGUAUCAGCAGUGGAAGGACUUCAAAGACAACAAUGUGGUCUUCAACAGGUUCUUUGAAAUGAAGAUGAAGUACGAUGAGAGUGACAACGCUUUCAUCAGAGCAUCUCGCGCUGUCACUGACAAGAUGACUGACCUCAUAGGUGGGCUGUUUUCUAAGACUGAGAUGUCCGAGGUACUAACAGAGAUUUUGAAGGUGGACCCAUCCUUUGACAAAGACUCUUUCCUCAAGCAGUGUGAACGAGAUAUCAUCCCCAAUAUUCUGGAGGCAAUGAUCAGAGGGGAGUUGGAAGUACUAAAGGACUGGUGUUAUGAAGCGACAUACAGCCAGCUGGCACACCCAAUUCAGCAAGCCAAGGCCAUGGGACUUCAGUUCCACUCUAAGAUCCUGGAUAUUGACAAUAUUGAUCUGGCCAUGGGGAAGAUGAUGGACCAGGGUCCCGUGCUGAUUAUUACCUUCCAGGCUCAGUUAGUCAUGGUAAUCCGAAACACCAAAGGAGAAGUGGUGGAGGGUGAUCCUGAAAAAGUGCUCAGGAUGAUGUACGUGUGGGCUCUGUGUCGAGACCAGGAAGAGCUUAACCCAUAUGCUGCCUGGAGACUACUUGACAUCUCUGCCUCUAGCACCGAACAGAUCCUCUAAGACUCUUUGAUACUCACAAAACACACUCACCCAGAGAGAGAACAUACUGUACCCGUCGGGCCCUGGAGCUGGCCAGGAAGAAAGAGUGGGAGUGAAAGGCAUACAGAGAUGAGGGACAGACAAGUGUGGCAUGAGCUCACUUCACUGCAGAAGCAUUGAGGAGUUUUUCUAAAUGCUAGGUUCUUCACAUUCUUUUAUUUAUUUUUUUUACACUUGCUUUUGGUUCAGUCCCCACGGUCCUAAAUUUUUACUUAUUUUUGGUUUUCCUCUGGUUUGCACUAGGGGGCAGUAGACUACCAACAACUCUCAUCUACCAUACUUUCUGCAAAGACUUCAUGUUUGUGAAAUCUGUAUGGUGCAGGACUAACAGCUCUUUUAUCAAAAGCAACAAUCAAAUAUGUGGAAAACGAAAGAGUAGUUUUGCAUCAAUUUCUUCUGAAUCACUGAUUUUCUGCCUCUUUUCUUUGUCCAUCAGUCCCUCAUACUCUCUCUCCUCCCCUCUGAGGCACUAUUAUCUGGUGAUUGGUGGUGUUGUGGCCCAUCAAUGCUCUCCUUGAUCCUUGUUUAUAUGGUAAUCAUCAAAUGUAAUUGUCAAACUGUGAGAAAAUCUAUAUUUAUUAUGAAAAAUAAAGAUGACCCC